UGCAUCAUCAGUCUUGGGAACUGACAACCGUGAAUAUAUAGUUCUUGUUGUUUCAGUGUUUCAUCAGUUCUAUUACCAGUGAAGUCCUACAAUUGCCUGUAUUCAUCGUAAAUUCAGGCCAAUGAAGAUGAAUAUCACUUCCGCAGCCGGCAUAAUCUCCCUCCUGGAGGAGCCCAUGCCAGAUCUCAAGGUUUUUGCCUUGAAGAAACUCGAUCUGAUUGUUGAUGAAUUCUGGCCGGAGAUUUCUGAAGCUAUCGAGAAGAUUGAAAUCCUCCACGAAGACAAGGCCUUCAAUCAGCACGAGCUGGCAGCCCUAGUGGCGAGUAAAGUGUACUACCACCUAGGCAGCUUCGAGGACUCCCUGACGUAUGCCCUGGGGGCUGGUGAGCUCUUCGACGUUAACGCGAGGAACGAGUACGUGGACACGACAAUAGCGAAAUGCAUCGACUACUACACCCAACAGCGGGUGAUGGAGGCCGAGGGGAGUACCCCUGCAGGCUACAAGGGAAUCGAUCCACGUCUCGAGGGCAUCGUCAACAGAAUGUUCCAGAGGUGUCUCGACGACAAUCAGUACCGUCAGGCCCUCGGCCUAGCCCUGGAGACUCGACGAAUGGACAUCUUCGAGGCUUCCAUAAUGCAGUCCGACGACGUCGCCGGAAUGCUCUCCUACGCUUUUCAGGUCGCCAUGAGCCUCAUUCAAAAUCGAGGAUUCAGAAACACAGUACUGAGGUGCCUCGUCAAUCUCUACCGCAACCUGGGGACCCCAGACUACGUCAACAUGUGUCAGUGCCUGAUUUUUCUCGACGAUCCCCUAGCUGUUGCUGAACUUCUGGAUCGACUCAGUAGAGGCUCCCAGGACUGCGUCCUCAUGGCGUAUCAGAUUGCCUUCGAUCUCUACGAAUCAGCAACUCAACAGUUCCUCGGGCGUGUUCUGCAGGCCCUGAGGGCUACUGCACCCAUUCCCAGUGCUCUGAUGGUUAAACCAAUUGUCAAACCCACUGUUAAAGCUACUGAGGCUAGUGCUGAGACCCCUGUGGCCACGGAAAAUUCAACGCCUGUGGAGGAGAAGGUGGAACGAAGUGUGGAGAGCUUGACGACUGAAGAACGCGAACAGCAAGAACGUGUAGACGCCCUAUCCAGUAUUCUCGGUGGAGAAGUAUCCAUCGACCUUCACCUGCAAUUCCUCAUCAGGAGUAAUCACACAGACAUGCUAAUCCUGAAGAACACGAAAGAUGCUAUUAGGGUCUCCAUAUGUCACACUGCCACUGUCAUUGCCAAUGCAUUCAUGCAUUCUGGCACAACUAGUGAUCAAUUCCUGCGGGAUAAUCUCGAAUGGUUGGCUCGAGCAACGAACUGGGCCAAAUUGACAGCCACUGCAUCGUUGGGUGUGAUCCAUCGGGGCCACGAGCAGGAAGCCCUCGCCCUGAUGCAGUCGUAUCUACCCCGUGACACUGGAGCUGGUGCUGGGUAUUCCGAGGGCGGUGGCUUGUAUGCUCUUGGGUUAAUUCACGCCAAUCAUGGGGCUACCAUCACAGAUUAUCUUCUUGGACAGCUGAAGGAUGCCCAGAAUGAGAUGGUUCGUCACGGCGGAUGUCUGGGUCUCGGUCUCGCCGCUAUGGGGUCCCACCGUCAAGACGUCUACGAACAACUCAAGUUUAAUCUCUACCAGGAUGAUGCUGUCACUGGAGAAGCUGCUGGAAUCGCCAUGGGCAUGGUCAUGCUGGGUUCUAAAUCUACUCAGGCCAUUGAGGACAUGGUUGCGUACGCCCAGGAGACUCAGCACGAGAAAAUUCUACGUGGUCUAGCGGUGGGUAUCGCGUUUACGAUGUACGGACGUCUCGAAGAAGCUGAUCCGCUCGUAACUUCAUUAUGUGCUGACAAAGAUCCGAUUCUGAGGAGGAGUGGAAUGUACACUCUGGCUAUGGCAUAUUGUGGCACUGGGAAUAAUCAAGCGAUUCGAAAACUUCUUCACGUUGCGGUGUCUGACGUUAAUGACGAUGUGCGUCGCGCAGCAGUGACAGGUCUCGGAUUCCUCCUAUUUAGAACACCGGAGCAGUGCCCAAGUGUUGUCUCUCUUCUGGCUGAGAGUUACAACCCACAUGUGAGAUAUGGCGCUGCAAUGGCACUUGGAAUAGCGUGUGCUGGUACAGGUCUGAAGGAAGCAAUUGCUUUGUUAGAUCCCAUGGCCAACGAUCCAGUGAAUUUUGUUAGACAAGGUGCCCUCAUUGCUUCUGCUAUGAUCCUCAUACAGCAGACUGAGGCAACUUGUCCGAGAAUCAAAGAGUUUCGGGCUCUCUAUGCCAAAGUGGUGAUCGAUAAACAUGAGGACGUCAUGGCGAAGUUCGGAGCCAUCCUCGCUCAGGGUAUCAUCGAUGCUGGUGGACGUAACGUCACUGUCUCCCUACAAUCUCGAACUGGUCAUACUAAUAUGUUGGCCGUUGUAGGAGCACUCGUAUUUACCCAGUACUGGUACUGGUUUCCACUAGCUCACUGUCUUGCUCUAGCAUUUACCCCAACCUGUUUGAUAGGCCUAAAUGCUCAACUCAAAAUGCCAAAACUUGAGAUUCGCUCUAAUGCACGUCCAAGCGUUUAUGCAUAUCCAGCACCUCUUGAGGAGAAGAAACGUGAGGAGCGUGAAAAGGUUACAACAGCUGUAUUGAGUAUCGCUGCUAGGGCAAGAAGACGUGAAUCGGAGAGACGUGUACGUCACUCACAUGAAUUAAUGGAAGUGGAUCCACCUACUGUAGAGACGAAAGAAAGUAGUGAAAUUAAAGAGCCAGCGGUAACUUCAUCCUCUGUCAAGGAGAAAGACGAUAGGAAAAAAGAGAAAGAUGAGAAGGAGAAGAAAGAGGAUAAGGAGAACAAAGAGGUUAAAGACAAGGAGAAGAAGAGUAAGGACGAGGAAAAGGAGAAGAGAGAGCCAGAGCCGAGCUUUGAAAUUCUCCAGAAUCCGGCCAGAAUUCUUCGUCAGCAACUCAAAGUUAUUCAGCUUGUUGAGGGUAGUCAGUACGCUCCAGUGAAGGAUAUUCAAAUUGGAGGAAUUGUCAUGUUGAAACAUAUCAAGCCCGAUUCGGAGGAAGAGCUUGUGGAACCAGUCGCUGCCUUUGGACCCAAGCCAGAUGAGGAAAAGGAAGCAGAACCACCAGAGCCAUUCGAAUAUACCGAGGAGUAACUCAUGGAGAGCUUUCGCAAUUAACCAAUUAUGUCAUUUUCCUUUCGUACGAACUUAUCGCAACAAGAGGUUUCCAAUCACUUCCUUUUUUCUAUGUACAAGUUGAAUAAACAGUGUAAUUGAGAGAA
Diachasma alloeum is the source of this 3300-nucleotide messenger RNA. RefSeq names its product 26S proteasome non-ATPase regulatory subunit 1 (gene Rpn2). Gene Ontology annotation, molecular function: enzyme regulator activity. Bases 122 to 3172 code for a protein of 1016 amino acids. Gene Ontology annotation, cellular component: proteasome regulatory particle, base subcomplex; nucleus; proteasome storage granule. Gene Ontology annotation, biological process: proteasome-mediated ubiquitin-dependent protein catabolic process; regulation of protein catabolic process. The transcript has 13 exons. NCBI's taxonomy places the organism in Eukaryota, Metazoa, Arthropoda, Insecta, Hymenoptera, Braconidae. The record is from RefSeq and is a predicted model, not a curated record.